Theobroma cacao (cacao) is the source of this 3817-nucleotide messenger RNA. RefSeq names its product subtilisin-like protease SBT3.6. Lineage: Eukaryota; Viridiplantae; Streptophyta; Magnoliopsida; Malvales; Malvaceae. The record is from RefSeq and is a predicted model, not a curated record. Gene Ontology annotation, biological process: proteolysis. Gene Ontology annotation, molecular function: serine-type endopeptidase activity.
UAGAGAGAGUCCAACAUCUGAUCAUUCAUGGGAAGGUUAUUAGCAUUCAUGGGAAGAUUAUCAGCUUCGCAGCACAAACAUUACACAGAUUUCAGAAACUUAUAAUUCUGCAAUCAAAGUUGCUGCCCUUUGUGUGCAUCAACCAGUAAAGUAGGGAUGAAAAGCAGUAAGCUGAAAGUGAGCUCCACUUGGACACCACCUCCUUACGGCACACUUAAGUUGAAUAUCAAUGGAGCAGCCAAAGGUAAACCCGGACCAGCUGGUAUCGGUGGAGUUCUUAGGGACCACCAAGAUGUCAUAAAAGGUACUUUCUCCCACAACAUUGGCAUAAAAGAUUCUAACUUUGCUGAAUUUCAAGCCAUUCACGAGGGCCUUAAAUUUUUCCUUGCCUCUCCAUGGGCCUCCAACUCUGACUUGGAAGUUGAAAGCGAUUCCCUUAACGCCAUUCUCUGGACGAGAGACCAUAGCAAAGUCCCUUGGCGUAUGAAACUAAUCUCCAAUGCCAUUGAAACUCUUUCUAAAUCCAUCAGGAAAGUCACCUUUAAUCAUAUCAGCCGGGAGCUAAAUAAUAGCUGAUGGUCUUGCUAAAGCUGGGGUUUUGAGAGCUGUUAACUUCAGUACCUUCCUUCAGCCGCCAGGAAUGGAUCCUUCCUCUGAAGCUUAGCAAGGACUAUUUCUGAUGCUUGCCAAUCCUCGUAUGUGAGGAUGCUUUUGUUCUUUUGAAAACUGUUUAGCUUGUUAUCUCUCUAAGAGACUUCAUCAAUAAAUUUGCCUUUCAAAAAAAAAAAAAAAAGUAGGGAUGGAAAGAACAGAGUCACUUAAUUUUCAAAAUUAUAUCUAUGAGACUGUUCUUCAUAGUAUGAUAACUGAAAGCAUCAACAAGCAUCUAUGGCCUACUGUACCAGCUAGCUGACGAAUAGGAAAAGAUAAAAGAAAAAAAGUAGAUGAAGCGAUCAUUUCAACCUUUCAGGAAAGCUUUCCAUAUAAAAAUGAUAACGUCUCACACUACAGGAAAGUGAUCAAAUAAGAUAUGUUUCACAUGUUAUUCACGAUUCUCAGUUCCUCAUAUUCUACACUGUGAAUUCUUGCUCAAGCAUCUUUCCCCUCUAAGCCAUCAGUACCCACGAUCAUAUAUAUUCUUGCUUUUCCGUUGAUUAGGCAUAAAGAUUGUAGGUGGUCUAAAAGUAUGUUCCCCUUGUUGUGUUGAUGAAGCUUUGCCCGGGAUGCAGGGAUGGCUACCUUGUCAACCUUAAAUCUUACCAAUAAUUUACAUUGUAAUAACUGAAAAUCCCAAGGAACUGAUAAAGCUCUUUCAUCUUUCUGCGAAACGGUAUGAUGGAUACUAAAUUAAACUUGCUUAUCGUUGUUGCUCUUGUUUCAAUUCAAUCUCAUCUUCAAUUUUUGCCCAAGUGUGUUGAGGCCGCCAAAAGUAAUGUGCAUAUUGUGUACAUGGGAGAGAAAAAGCAUCAAGAUCCAGCAACAACCAAAAUGUCUCACCACAAAAUGCUGUCCACCUUGCUCGGAAGCAAGGAAGCAGCAAAAAAUUCAAUGCUUUACAGCUAUAAACAUGGCUUUUCUGGGUUUGCAGCAAGGUUGACAGAAUCUCAGGCAGAGGAAAUUGCAGCAUUUCCUGGUGUUGUCCAUGUGAUUCCUAAUCGCAUACACAGGCUUCAUACAACCCGAAGCUGGGAAUUCAUGGGGCUAAAAUAUCAUUCUUCAAAAAAUCUUUUAACUCAGAGCAACAUGGGUGAAGGAACUAUAAUUGGUGUAAUAGACUCAGGAGUCUGGCCAGAAUCUGAGAGUUUCAAUGAUAGGGGCAUGGGUCCAAUUCCAUCUCGUUGGAAAGGAACAUGCCAAGAGGGACAGCUGUUCAACUCCUCAAAUUGUAACAAGAAACUUAUUGGAGCUCGCUGGUUCAUCAAAGGAAUCUUGGAUCAAAUCCAAACGCCCAUUAAUAUAAGUAAUGGAGAGGAGUUUCUAUCAGCAAGAGAUAAUUCUGGGCAUGGCACCCAUACAGCUUCCACAGCAGCUGGUAAUUUUGUACAAAACGCAAAUUAUGAAGGACUAGCUGCAGGUUUGGCCAGGGGAGGAGCUCCUCGAGCUCACUUGGCAGUUUAUAAGGCUUGUUGGUCAUUUGAAAGUGGAGGAUGCACUGAUGCUGAUAUUCUGAAAGCAUUUGACAAAGCCAUACAAGAUGGAGUAGAUAUCCUAUCCGUGUCCGUUGGCAAUUCUAUACCUUUGUACUCCUAUGUGGAUCAACGUAAUUCGAUUGCAAUCGGUUCCUUCCAUGCAACGGCAAAGGGCAUUACCGUAGCUUGCUCAGCAGGGAAUGAUGGUCCGACGGCAAUGACAAUUGAGAACACUGCUCCCUGGAUUAUCAAUGUUGCAGCUACUACCGUAGACAGGGCCUUCGCAACAGCCAUUACACUUGGAAAUAACCUCACUCUCUGGGGGCAAUCCGUUGACACUGGAAUACAUAACCAUGGGUUCACUGGCAUUACAUUCUCUGAUCGCAUUGCCGCAAACUCCAGUGAUGAUUCAGCCCAGGACUGCCAACCAGGAAGUCUCAAUGCAACGUUAGCAGCAGGAAAGAUCAUACUCUGUUUUGCACAAUCAAGUAUACAGGACAUAUCUUCUGCGGCAAUUUCUGUGCUGGAAGCAGGAGGGGUUGGGCUUAUUUUUGCACAGUACAGGAGUGAUGGGCUUGGCUCGUGCCAUCAUAUACCAUGCAUUAAAGUAGAUUAUGAAGUAGGGACACAGAUACUUUCCUACAUAAGAAAAGCAAGGUCUCCAAUUGCCAAGCUAAGUAUUCCAAAGACAGUUAUUGGGAAAUGGAUAUAUCCUAGAGUUGCAGACUUCUCAGCCAGAGGACCUAGUUCAAUAUCCCCAGCAGUGCUGAAGCCUGACAUUGCUGCACCAGGCGUGGACAUCCUAGCAGCAUAUAUUCCAGUUGGGAAGGAAAAAAGCAGUGGAUAUAAAUUCAUGUCAGGAACAUCCAUGUCUUGCCCCCAUGUUGCAGGCAUAGCUGCUCUAAUCAAAUCUGUCCAUAAGAAUUGGUCUCCUGCCGCCAUAAGAUCAGCUCUAGUCACCACGGCUUCCCAAACAAGAACAGAUGGGUCAAAUAUAGCAGAGGAGGGCUCCACUCGUAAGGCAGCAGAUCCAUUUGAUAUAGGUGGUGGACUUGUAAAUCCUAACAAGGCAGUUAAUCCAGGGCUCAUCUAUGACGCUGGAAUAGAGGAUUACGUCCAGUUCCUUUGCGGUACUGGCUACAGCAGCAAGGCCGUCACAGGUUUAACCCAGACCCAAGUCAACUGCACCAAAAGCAGACUUAAUGUGCUGAACCUCAACCUUCCGUCCAUCACCAUUCCAAACCUCAAAAGGAAAGUAACAGUGACGAGAGCGGUAACAAAUGUCGGACCCGUUGAUUCAGUGUAUAAAGCCAUAAUGCAAGCUCCACAAGGCAUAAAGUUGAAAGUAGAGCCCCAAAUAUUAAGCUUCAACAAAACCACCCAAAUUCUACCCUUUAAAGUAACUUUCUUUUCGACUCAGAAAGUAUCUGGUGAUUACAGAUUUGGGAGCCUGAGUUGGACAGAUGGCAAGCAUAUUGUCAGGAGUCCUAUAUCAGUGCGAGCUAUCUUGUUUGAAUCAUACGUGGAUACUUAAGAUUUAAGAUGGCCUCAAGUCAAACUGUUGCUACUAAAAAUAAAAAUUGAGCAAAUCAGCUUCAAUUUUAUGAAAAGAGCUUCUUGUGGCAGAACAUACAGUGAACAAUUGAACAUGGAGCAUAUCGAUUUAAACAUUUCUUACAUUCAAAUUA